This is a messenger RNA of Menidia menidia (Atlantic silverside), 1521 nucleotides long. The record is from the annotation of a GenBank genome assembly. Lineage: Eukaryota; Metazoa; Chordata; Actinopteri; Atheriniformes; Atherinopsidae.
CGGAAUGGUCUGCAGCGCUCCUUAAACUACAGUUCCCACAAUGCACCUGUGGUAAACUGGCAGACCUACGCACGCCUCCUCCGGACCAAUCAGCGGACGGGACGCUGCGUGCGUCACGCGCGCUGACUCCGUAUUUUUCCUGAGUGGGACGGCGGCUGGCGGCGCCAUAUUGAAAGAGGACGUUUGUUUCGUGUAUCGUUGAAAACCUCGAAGAUUGCAGGAUGUUGUACCUCGAGGAUUACCUGGAAAUGAUCGAGCAGCUACCCAUGGACCUCCGCGACAGGUUUACGGAAAUGCGGGAGAUGGACCUGCAGGUUCAGAACGCCACGGACCAGCUGGAGCAGAAGGUGGUGGAGUUCUUUGCCAACGCCAAGAAGAACAAACCUGAGUGGAGAGAGGAGCAGAUGGAGGUCAUCAAAAAGGAUUAUUACAAAGCCCUGGAGGACGCCGACGAGAAGGUCCAGCUGGCCAAUCAGAUCUAUGACCUGGUGGACCGCCACCUGCGCAAACUGGACCAGGAACUGGCCAAGUUCAAGAUGGAGCUGGAGGCCGACAACGCCGGCAUCACGGAGAUCCUGGAGAGAAGGUCCUUGGAGAUGGACAGCCCGUCCCAGCCGGUCAACAACCACCACGUGCACUCGCACGCCCCCGCUGAGAAGAGGAAGUACAGCGCCCCGGCCCACCACACCACCGAACACGUUCCUGAGAAGAAGUUCAAGUCUGAGGUUCUGCUGUCCACGCUCACGUCCGACGCCUCCAAGGAGAACACGCCAGGCUGCCGCACCAACAGCACGUCCUCGUCCACCAACAGCUACAGCACCAACCCUAACCCCCAGCCGCUGGCCUCCUACAACCUGAGCGCCCUGCCCGCCGGGCCGGGGGCCGGAGCCGGGGCUAUCACCAUGGCAGCAGCCCAGGCCGUGCAGGCCACCGCCCAGAUGAAGGAGGGCCGGCGGACGUCCAGCCUGAAGGCCAGCUACGAGGCCAUCAAGAACAACGACUUCCAGCUGGGGCGCGAGUUCUCCUCCCUGUCCCGGGAGGGCGCCGCCUACUCCUCCUCCGCCCUGGCCUCCACGCUCACGCAGACGCUGGCGCCCGCCGCCGGCUCCGACUCCCGGGGCCGCAAGUCCAAGAGCAGCAUCAAGGCCUCCAACCACCAGUCCUCCUCCUCCUCCUCCUCCUCCUCGCUGUCCUCCUGCUCCUCCUCCUCGGCCCUGGCCCAGGAGCUGUCCCAGCAGGCCUCCGCUCUGCCCGAGGCCGAGGCCAGCAGCCAGGUGGACUGGACCUACGACCCCAACGAGCCGCGCUACUGCAUCUGCAACCAGGUGUCCUACGGAGAGAUGGUGGGCUGUGACAACACGGAUUGCCCCAUCGAGUGGUUCCACUACGGCUGCGUGGGGCUGACCGAGGCGCCCAAGGGAAAGUGGUUCUGCCCCCAGUGCACGGCCGCCAUGAAGAGGAGGGGCAGCCGCCACAAAUAGGAGCCUGGAGCCAGCCGGGGCCAGUGGCCAGGGGGGCGGG